This is a messenger RNA of Ciona intestinalis (vase tunicate), 3811 nucleotides long. The record is from RefSeq and is a predicted model, not a curated record. Lineage: Eukaryota; Metazoa; Chordata; Ascidiacea; Phlebobranchia; Cionidae.
AAAUCACCUUGUUUUUUCAAAGUUUUGCUUUAUAGAUUCAUGUUAUGAUGGUGACAAAAUUAGCUUAGUUUCCAACUUGGUUAAGGAACUGCGUAGAUAACUGAUCAUUAAUUAUGUUUCAAGUAUUGAGAGCAACUCUAGCUCAAUAGAAAUUCUAAGGUGAAAAUGUCUGUUGCUCUGUCAAUGACAAACUCAACAGAGCCAAUGCUUCAUUCUGCAUCCAAUAUUCCCCUUUCCUCGUGCACAGAUGCAACCGUGAAUGUUGAAGCACAGAAUGGUAGUUUAGAUGAAGCUUGUAAUAUUGAAUCUACAAAUAUUCAAUCUGUUGAACCAAUCAAUGAAGAAAAUAAGGUUUCUCGUAAAAAACUAAGCCGCGGCAAAUCCCUGAACCAUGAUGAGAUGUGCGAUAAACAAGAACUUGUUCAUGAUGAAUCAGUGUUUCCAUCUCCAUUUGUCAUUACCCAGGAAGAAAUUCAAGCACUGAAUGUCUUGAUUCGAUGGGAGUGGACGUGCAUGAGUUCCUCGUUAAAGCUCUGCAGGGAAAUUCCCGUGAUCGUAGCAUCUUGUUGAAGCUCGAACAUGACAUGGUUCAAUUUGUCAGCAAUUCAGAGAUUGCAUUUAUGAAAUUUCCGGAAAUGACAUCCUACCAUAGAAUGUUAGUACAUAGAGUUGCUGCAUAUUUUGGUUUGGAUCAUAAUAUUGAUGCAAAAGGGAAAUCUGUGAUCAUCAACAAAACAGCGUACACAAGAAUGCCUGAGAAGAAGUUUAGUGACUAUUCAUAUCACGGUGAAAUAUGUAGCUCACGUGAUGAAGAUAUGAGACGCAGAUCGAUAUUGAAAAGGAUGAAAAAUUGUCAAAGUUUUGAACAUUUCAAGUCUGAGCCCCAUAAAAGUUGGAAGAUGAUGAAGCAACGAUCGUUUGAAGAGAGAGAAGUUAAUUAUGAGAAAAUACGUGCAAGAAUUUUCAAUGAGGCUGAGCAACUAAACGAUGGUCUUGAUAAAUCACAAGUUGGGGAUUUAUGGAGCAGAAAGCAAUGGGAUGGAACAGAACAAAGUUCUUCAAGAGAUAACAGUUCCUCUCCACUGCCUCCUAGUGAUGAUACACCUUCAAAUCUGCGACCAAAACCUGGAAUCACAGUUUUAUCCCGUCGGCAUAAUCCAGAAUUUAAUGGUAGCACCAGUCCUUCCAGCAGUACCUCUUCUACUAACCAGUUUGUAGCAAAUGAAAGUUCAAACGAGCAUUUGAAUGGUGGCACACAUGUCCCGUCUUACCAAGGAGCUCCGUAUGUAACUGUUGAUGGCCAACCCCUUUUGUACCCAUCUAAACCCCUCAUGGUCCCUACAUACCCCACACCACCCUUCCCCGUGCAGAUGGGCUACCAACCCCUUCACAGACCCAACAAAUUCUACUCCACCCAUUACCCAGCCCAUAGGCCUCCAUAUGCCAACAAUCACUGUUUCAUGCGACAAGAUUCCAGAGAAAGCUUAAUGUCUCACCCACGUAAUGGUUACUCUAAUGUACCACAAAUGACUGAAACAAGUGAAGGAAAUUACCCCCAGCCCCAGUACUACCCCCCUACCUACCAACCUGCUCCAGUUCAACUGGUAUAUUACCCCAACCCUGUACAGGUGGUUCCAGUUGGUAAAAACAAUCAACUUACAUUGAGUGAAGAUGACAAAGAAAAUAUUAAUUCUAAAAUGGAUGAAUUGAAUAUUUCUGAUACACAAACUCAAGUGGUUUCUGAUGAAUCAAAUCUGUCUCAAACAAAUGAAGCUUCUGAGAAUAAUGAAGCAUCUAAUAAUGUAAAUAAACGUUCACUCAAUCAGAAUGGUUAUACAAAUGAGGUUGGUCUUGAUGUUAAAGUGCUCAAUAUAUCAGAGGCCAUUACAGUGAUGCCAGAUAACGGUGUUGCCGAUCUACAAAAUACGAAGAGUAUUGUAGAAACAGAUGAAGUAGCGAAUAUAAGCACAGUAGCCACAACACCAGCUAACGUAGUUUCCACAAUUCAUGCUGGACCCGGUAGUAUCACAUACUACACCCCCAACACCAUCACCGCCUCAAUUAACACAUCACAUCCCCAACCUGGGGUGGUGGGGCCACCAGUAAUUCCCCCCGCAAACCCACACCUGGGUUUUGGAAAUUCUACCCCAAGCACUGACAUGAAUGCUCAGGCACGCAUGCCGGCUUACUAUAUACCAGGUUACCCCAACAACCCAAUGUUUAACUACAACCCACCACCUCCACAAACAGUUUAUUAUGUGAUGGGUCCUAAUGGUUUGCAACCUUAUCAGGUUGUACCAAACCAACCACCAAUGCACUACAACAACAUUUUUUACCCUCCUACCUGUCUUUACAAUCAUGACACUGCCCAACAACUAAGCCACUCAUCAAGUGCACAUAACUAUGUUUAUAAUGGUGAACCAGCACAGGGCGGCCAGAUACCAAUAUUUCCCAACGGAAACAUGAAUGAAGAAAUGUUUACUGAAGAGUGCCACCCAGUGUUGGUAGGGGGAGAUAACAUUGUAUUAACAUCACCUAUGUUAAACGUGUUUGCUGCAAAAUAUAAUUCCAAAAUCGCCCAGCUACAACUGAAUGAAGAAUCAGAUAAUUCUAUUUACCUUGUUUUCCAAUCCACUGAUGACAUGAAUCGAGCAUUGGAAGAUCACAAGUCUGGGAACGAGAAAUUUUCACUUUCCGAGAUUGCUAACAUGGAUGAGAGGAAUGAAGUCAUCUUACAGAUCAGAACUGUGCAAUAAUCUAUCUCCAAGUGGUUUGACAAUGAUGGGUGUACGAUGUAACAGAUACUUUACAGUUAUCAUGGCUCAAACUGUUCAUUCAACUUUUUGUUUACCUCCAUUCUGACAAAUUAAAUAAAGAAGGCCUUACAAUGCUAAAUUUUUCAUGAUGUAUCACUGCUGUGUAUUUAUUUCUCACAAGUUUUUAUGUUGCACAGCUGUUGCAUUUUACAUGUUUUCCUUAACCCUGCAAUCAUGAUUUUUACCCCCGUCACUAAACAAACUUUACACUUAUAAUCAUGCUGAGUAAAAAAGACCUAAUUUUCAGCACUGGUUUGUUGUAUCUGAAGCCUCUAGCUAUAUAGAGUAUCGCCUAUAUCUUCGUUCGACUUACCAUGUAUUAGGCAAACAGUUUAAUGUUGCUGUUCCACUGAUUCAGUAUCAUUUAUAAACUAAAAAAUAGCCAAUCACGCACUGUGGUAUGAAUGUACCCACAAUGUAGGUGUGUCCUAUCAAGAGUAAAAGCUAUUUUCUCCUGUUUAUAGACAAUCUUGUGUUUGUACGCUUGUUACUGUCGAAGCUGUCCCAUGUUACUCUCAAGGCUACAUGUGAAGGUUGAAUAACUUGAAAUUCUGUUCCAUCCUUUUUUACGAUUUUUUUUAUUUUUACUAAAACUUAGAAUUUUUUUAAAAAAUUGUUCUUGUUCAUACUCUCCAAACAAAGUAGUUAAUGGUAUGUAGCCCAGACUCGUUGCCUAAUCCUCUCUGUGGUGCUGAUGUAAACUCGUGCAUGUCUGUUGCAAGUUCACCCCCUUUUCUUCACAUUUUUCACCAGAUAUGGGAAUCCUGCCUCUUACACACACACAUAGGACAUUGAAUUAUACUAAGUUAAACGUCACACCAUUGCCAUGUACAUGUGAUACGUAAGUUUUUGGUUUACUUUAAUGGUGCCUGAUCAGUUAAUUCCACUGCUAAUAGCUUUUUUAGUAGCCCUGUUUUUUCAGCUUUUCUGUAUUUUACUUUUAUGUCGAUGUAAGAAGAAAUAUCGGAAAAUAAAUUGUUCUUUUGUGCUCCCAA